AUGGUGAGAGAAGCACGAGUUGCACGGGCCGUCGUGCCUUGCAUCAAGCAAAUCGACACGGUGGCCGGAGAGUGGCCCGCCCAGACCAACUACCUCUACGCGACCUACAACGGCGUGGAGAACGACGUCGAGUUCGACCUGAAAAACGCGGUGAUGGUCCUCGGAUCCGGGGUCUACCGCAUCGGAAGCUCCGUCGAGUUCGACUCGUCCUGCGUCGGCUGCAUCCGAGAACUGAAAGCCCUCGGCUACUCGACCAUAGCCGUCAAUUGCAACCCGGAGACGGUCUCCACGGACUACGACAUCUGCGAUCGGCUCUACUUUGAGGAGAUCUCCUUUGAAACUGUCAUUGACGUGUACCACUUGGAACAGCCCAAAGGAGUCAUCCUGGCCUUCGGCGGCCAAGCUCCGAACAACAUCGCCAUGGGCCUCAGCAGAGCCCAAGUCAAGAUCUUCGGCACAAGUCCCGACGACAUUGACAACGCCGAAGAUCGUUUCAAGUUCAGCCGGAAGCUGGAAGCCCUGAAAAUCAGCCAGCCUUCCUGGAAAAAGAGCGAGAACGUCGAUGACGCCAAGGCGUUUUGUGAACAAGUCGGCUAUCCCUGCCUCAUUCGACCCUCAUAUGUACUAUCGGGCGCCGCCAUGAACGUCGCUCACAAUGAGGAGGACCUGGCGACCUUCCUCAAACAGGCCGCCGUGGUCGCCAAGGAACAUCCCGUCGUCGUCAGCAAGUUCAUCAAGUUGGUAUUGUCGGGUUUUUGGGGAAAAAUGGGUUAUAGUCAUGUCAGAGUUUUGCUCAUAAGAUUAUAAAAUAACUCCAGAGUCAAUAUCUCAAUUUUGAAGGUAGAAAAGCAACAUGAGAAGAAGAGUAAAAGUGGGAAGUUUUUUUUUAGAUGAAUUGGCGUCUAGAUGAAAGAUAUACUGGGUAUAAGUGACCACUUAAGAGGUUCCUCAAGGACUUCUGCGGACACUUAAGUGGCCACUAAAAAAACUUUAGAGAAGACUAUUUUGCGUCUUACUAUCCACCACCGUGGUUUUCAUUGGUCUAGUAGUACCACUCAAAUUUCUGAAGAGGCCCUUUGGCCACUUAAGAGGCCACUAGAUCGACUAUUAUAGCUGCCACUUUAUCGUCAAAACCCUAUAGUGGCCACUAAAGCUUUUCGACUAGGAAGGAAAUAUUGAAAAAAAAAGGUUUUUUCAAUUUUCGAAGUUAAAUUGUAGCUGUUCAAUAGGUAGAUAGCCGAAAUCAGAAAGAUCAAGUUCUAGGGUACCUUUUCCCACAAUAUUUCAUCGAACUGUUCCGUAUUUUUGGUUUAUUCAGCGAAGCCAAGGAACUCGACGUCGACGCCGUCGCUCUGGAUGGUCAACUCUGCGUUCUGGCCGUCAGUGAACACGUUGAGAACGCCGGAAUUCAUUCCGGAGACGCGACUUUGGUCACGCCGGCACAGGACCUCAACAAACUGACUUUGGAUAGGAUCAAAGAGAUCACGUUCAAAAUCGCCAGGGAGUUCAACGUCAAUGGGCCGUUCAACAUGCAGUUGAUCGCCAAGGUACAAAAAUAUUCAGAUAUUUUUAGCUUAAUUUUGCAUUCUAACUCUGAAGUCGGCUGCAAACUUUGACGUUCUCGUUAUAUUUUCUUCAUUUUCCAAUAUUUACCUGGUUUUAAAUGUUCUGGUCGCAUUAGAAUGGUUUGUACGCGUACUUCGGAACUCCAGAGGGGUCCCUAUAGGGCUAACCUUAUAGAUCUUCACGGCUCCUCUCUAGGGACCACUGUACCAUCCCCUAUACGGUUUUAAAUUGGGAAAGCCCCUUUUACUCCUAUAGGGGCCACUAAAGUUUGCUAAAGUGCAGAUCCCUUAGUGACCACUUGAGCUUUAGAGACUUAGGAGCAAGACCCUAAAAUCUUCUAGAGACCAUCUAAAUUUCACCCCUAUAGGGCCCUUUUUUGUAAUAUAUAGGGCUGUUUUUCUCAUAUUUCCUUAAGGGAUCACUAUGGUGCUCCUAAGUAGAGGCUUGACUCAAAACUUUGAAGAGAGUAAUGUAACUAUCGCUGGCCUCGAUGCGACUUUACGCAUUAAGCCAUUCUCCAUUCGACCAGCUUUGUUUUAGAGACCCUAUAGUGACCACUUGAGUUUCAGGAGUCAGACCCUGAGUCCCUAUAGGGAACCCUUCAGUUUCAGUUCUAUAGGGGCCCUUUUUUGUCCCAUAGAGGGCUGUUUUUCUCCUAUCCCCUAUACGGAGCACUAUGAGGUUUCUAAGUGGCGACUCAAGUCAAAAUUUUGAAGUAUUCAAUUUCAGUGUCGCUGACCUUAAAUAUUUGAAAAAGGCAUCAAGCCAUUCCGCGUGCGACCAUCAUGUUUGAAGGAAGUAGAUCAUGAAAUAUAGAUCCAUUUCGGAAAUUUACUAGCUUCUUAUCUAUCAAUUUACCAGUUACAAUGAAAAUUAAGCAUUUCGAAUUCCAGAACAACGAGCUGAAGGUGAUCGAAUGCAACCUGCGAGUCUCGAGAUCUUUCCCGUUCGUCUCCAAAACCCUCGACUACGACUUUGUCGCGCUGGCGACGCGAGCCCUGAUGGCGUCGGACAAUCCGGCGAUUCGCGCCUCGAUCAAACCGACGGCGACGCUGCUCAAAGGCCGUGGUCGCGUCGGCGUCAAAGUCCCGCAGUUCUCGUUCUCGCGCCUCGCCGGCGCUGACGUCAUGCUCGGCGUCGAGAUGGCCUCCACUGGAGAAGUCGCCUGCUUCGGCAAAUAUCGCUACGAAGCCUACCUCAAAGCCUUGCUCUCCACUGGAUUCGUCGUGCCCAGGAAGAAUAUCUUCAUCUCCAUCGGAGGCUAUCAUGCCAAGGGGGAAAUGCUCGACUCUGUCGCGAAAUUGUCCAAACUCGGCUUCGAGCUGUACGGCUCGAAAGGAACGGCCGACUAUUUCCAGUCCAACGACAUCAAUGUCAAGCCCGUUGAUUGGCCCUUCGAAGAGGGAUCGUCGGAUGAGAAGACCAGCAGUGGGUCGAGGUGGGUAAUUGAAAAAAAAGAACACUUUUGCCAAACCUUGUUCUUUUUUAAUCUUGAUUUCUUCAGAAUUUAUUCGAGUUUCCAGAUUUCUAUUGUACUUGACUUUGUUUUCUGCUUCAUAUGUCCAAAAAAAAAACCAGGUUUUUCUCCUGAGUCUUCAUCUAAUUUUAAUGCACCUUAAAGAUCGAUAUUUUAUAAAUCUUCCAGUUUUUUGAAGUUUAGGAACUCAAUUUGUGGUUCCAGAAGAAACUGGAAAAAUUUUGUGAUUUAUAUUUUUUUAAAGUUCAAUACCAUUCACUAAAAAAAUUUUUUUCAGUAAUUAAAGAUUUUUUUCGAAAAAUCGAUAAUAUUUCUUCAAUCUUGUUGAUUUUUUUGAGAAUUUUGAGAGAUCCACAUGUCGUUCCUGAAGAAAAACUAGAAAAUUAUACGGUUAAGAAUUUUUUUUAGUUGAAUACUAUUCGUUAGAUUUUUAAGCAAAAAAAGUUUCAUCAGAUUUUUGAAUCUUCUAGAUUUUGAUUAUUUUUGAUGAUUUUUUUGAAAAAGAUUAGAAGUUCUACUCGUCUUUCCUGAAGAAACUGGAAAAAUUAUAAAGUUUAGAAUAUGACUACUAUUCGUUGGAUUUUAAGAAAAAUAGUUUCAUCAGAUUUUUAAAUAUUGAUUUUUUUAAAAGAUUUUAUAUUUUUUUUAGUUUUGUUUUUUUUGAGUAGUUUGAGAUAUCUAUUUUUUUCGUUACCGGAAGACCUGGAAAUUUUAUACUUUAUAUUUUUUUCGAACGCCAUUUGUAGGAUUUUAAACAAAAAAAUUUUUCAUUUUUUUCAAUGAUCGAUUUUUUUAAAAAUUGAAUAUUUUUAAUUAAUUUCGAUCAGUUUUGAAAAAUUUCAUUACUUUCAGAUCCGUCGUCGAGUUCUUUUGAGAACAAGGAGUUCCAUCUCGUCAUCAAUUUGCCGAUUCGUGGCUCUGGAGCUUAUCGGGUUUCGGCUUUCAGGUAUAGGACAGAAAAAUCGAAAACCAUGAAAAAAUAAGUUUUAACAAGGAGUUGAAGCCAAAAUUUGAAGAAGUUGUGAGAAUAAUGCAACACUUCUAUGAGAAACUGGAAGUUGUAGGUCGUUUUUCUCGCUAGAAGUCUUUUGCUGCUUUUUCGAAGAAAGAAUGUUUUUUAAAGAAUCCAGACUCAUUAGAAAGCUUUAAAAUAGUGAAUAGACAGUUUCUUUUAGAACCCAUGGCUACAAAACUCGCCGAAUGGCUGUCGACAAUGGAAUCCCCUUGAUCACCGACAUCAAGUGCGCCAAAAUGUUCAUUCAGGUCACAUAUUUUUCACGAAAAAUGUGAAAAUUCCCCAAUUUUAGGCUUUGAACGCAGUUGGCCGACGUCCGACGAUGAACUCCCAAGUUGAUUGCGUCACUUCGAGAAGUCUGAAGCGACUUCCUGGACUCGUCGAUGUUCACGUUCAUGUACGAGAGCCGGGAGCUACUCAUAAGGUGGCGACAUGAUGAAAAAUAUUGGGAAAAGGAGAUUUUUGAGAUGAUUUGAGACGGAGUUUAGGGGAAAGAUCGGAUUUUAAAAUCCCUUGACUUUUCAAGGCUCUGAGAGCGUAUAGAGUUCUGUUUUGAGUUCAUAGAGAAAUUUAUAUGGGAGGAUUUUGCUCAGAAGAGUUGGUUUGACCUGAAUCGGAGCAUUUUGAACCUGCACGGGCUAACCAAGAAUUUUUUGCGACGUCAUUAGAAAUCCCCCCCCCCCCUCUGAAAAAGUACGUACUCCCCUUGAAAAAGUACGUAGCCUUCCCUGAAAAAGUACGUACUCUAUAUAGGGUAGGCUCAAGGUUAGUAAUGAUUUUUUUUUCUCAAAAACGGCGAACUUUUAAAAAUUAUUUUCUUGGGGCUCAUAUGAUUGAAAAACGCUCAAUAAAUAAUACUGGAACAUUUUCAGCUGCUUGAAGCCACCUAAAGAAAUUAGGGGGGAGGGGUACGAAAUGGAUAAAUACCCCGUUAGCCCAUUUAUGAUUUUGAAGAUAGUUGGGAAUUUUUCAAGUUUUUUGGCCGAAGAAUCGUCCAUUUUUGGAUUUUUUGCGUCUCAAAGGUAUGUGAAGGAUUUAGAAGUUCAAAAAAGCUUGUUUGGCUUGAAUCGGGGACUUUUCAAUUAAAAAAUAUAAUGAACUCUUUUUUUUAAAGUUAGGCUUUCCAUUUCAAGUUUGAUACUUUUCAGGAAGACUGGCUGACUUGCACAAAAGCGGCCCUUGCCGGUGGAAUUACGACGAUUUUGGCCAUGCCGAAUACUCAGCCACCUGUUAUCGAUCGAGCCUCGUACCUCCUGGCCUCGAAUGUAGUUGAAUUUUCAGAUUUGAGAAUAUUAUCCAUAAAUUAAGGCCGCCCAAGAAAAAGCCGUCUGCGACUAUGCCCUUUACCUUGGCGCGACCCCUCACAAUGCUUCUGAGGCGGCGGAAUUGGCUCACCUGUCGGCUGGACUCAAGAUGUACCUCAACGAGACCUUCACCACCCUGAAAAUGGACUCGAUCUCCGAUUGGACUAAGGUUUGAAGGAAUAGGGCCGUCUCCGAAAUGGCAGCGCCUAAAUUUUUGGAAAACUCUUCUGAUGGAACAAAAAUUAGAAAGGACAGCGCAUGAAAGUAGAGACUUCCGAAAAUUUCGGAAUUCGGACCUCGGUAAUGGAAACCGGACAGGCCGCGGACGAUUCUAGGGGUCACUUAAGAGUGCUGAGGCUACUAAAGUGGUCACUAGAGGUCCGGCUCGCGUUAACAAGGUCCGAGAACCUAUUUUAAGCUUCGUCUUUGAAAUGGAAGCGCCUAAAUAAGAACGUUUUCGAUACUUUUUAGAACUUUAGCAGUUCCCUAAGAAGCUUCUCAUAGCCGAUUUACGGCUAACUUAGGGGCGGGGCUUAACUGCUCUGUAACGAAGACCGGACGUUUCUGAGCAACUCUAGGGAUCACUUUAGAGUGCUCACACUACUAAAGUGGUCACUAGAGGUCCAGCUCGCGUUUCCAAGGUCCGAGAACCUGAAGUAAGCUUUGUCCUGAGAAGCUUCUUAUACCCCUUUUUUUAAAGAAAGGAUCAGUUUGAUUUCGGAUAUACACAAAGAGCAAUGAGAGAAAAAUUUCAAAUCAUCUUUUUUUUUUCAUAUAAAGACGGCAUGCUUUAUUUAUAACAUUAAAAAAGAAGUUCCAAAGGUUUUGGAAUUCGGACCUCGGUAAUGGAAACCGGACACACCGCGGAGGUUUCUGAGCAACUCUAGGGAUCACUUGAAAGUGAUGACACUACUAAAGUGGUCACUAGAGAUCCGGCUCGCGUUUCCAGGGUCCGAGAACCUAUUUUAAGCUUCUUCUUUAAAAAUGACUGAAUAAAUAAUUCUGCGAUACUUCUCAACCCUAGUAUAACUUCAGCACCUGGUGAGCUUCCCCAAAAAUCGUCCCAUCGUUUGUCACGCCGAACGUCAAACCCUUGCUGCUCUACUUUGUGGGGCUCAUUUUGCGAAUCGCCAUGGUUUGAUGCACUGAAAAGCGUGUGAAUUUCUCAUUUCAGUUCACAUUGCUCAUGUGGCGACGGCUGAAGAGAUUCGGCUGAUCAAGGAUGCCAAAGAAAGGGUUUUGAAUGAAAUUUGCAGGAAAAAUAUGAAGCUGAACAUUUUUCAGGGCUGGAACGUGACUUGCGAAGUGGCGCCACAUCACCUGUUCCUCACUGAGAAGGAUUUGCCGGAGGGCAUCCGAGAGGUAGAAAAAAUAUACUGAAUAGAGUUUAGAUAUAGGAAUCUAGAUAAAAUCAGAGAUUUAUUGAUUUUUCCAUUAUUAAGAGGUUUAGAACAGGAAAAAGGCUCCUUUUUAACAAUGAAUCAAAGAAAAAAAAAAAGAAAAUGAACUAGAUUUUAUUUCCAUCAAAAUGUACUAGGUGAGACCCCGCCUGGUCACUGAAGAGGACAAAAAAGCGUUGUGGGACAAUUUGGACGUUAUCGAUUGCUUUGCGACUGAUCAUGGUGAGUUGGAAAUGAGGAAAAUCACUAAAAUAGAUACAACUAGUGGUUCUAGGCAAGUUGAGGUUUCAUAUAAGCUUACAUUUUAAAAAAUUACUUUAAAAACCCUCUAGGGGUCACUAGGACGUUUUAUAGUUCAAGAAAGAGUUGAGGUUUUUUUUUGUAUUAUCAUACGGACCGGUGAAAUGACCAGUUUCACUUUAAAACCCUUUAGAUUUUAUUAGAACGUUUUCGAGUUUGAAAACUACUUGAGGUUUUAUUUGGACUCUGAUUUUGACCGGUAGAAUGACCAGUUCUAUUGUGGAACUUUUUAGGGACCACUAGAACGUUUUCGAGUUCCGAAACGAGUUCAGGUUUCAUUUGGACUCUUAUAUUGACUAUCAGAUUGACCGGUUCUAUUUUGGAACCCUUUGGGGAACACUAGAACUUUUCGAGUUCAAAAAAGAGUUCAUUUUUUAUUUAAAUCCUUAUUUUACAUAUUAAAAUGACCAGUUUCACUCUAAAUCCUUUAAGGGAUCACUAGAACAUUUUCGGGUUCAAAAUAAGUCGAGGCUUCAUUUUGACUCUUAUAUUGACCAGUAAAAUGACCAGUUUCAUUCUGAAACUCUUUAGGGACCACUAGAAGAUUUAUGAGCUUGAAUAAGACUUAAGGUUUCAUUUGGACUUUUAUAUAGACCAGUAAGGCCACCAGUUUCACUCUGGAACCCUUUAGGGACCACUAGAACGUUUUCGGGUCUGAAAAUGAGUUAAUGUAUUAUUUAGACCCUUAUUUUACAUAGUAAAAUAACUACUUCUAAUCUGAGACCCUUUAGGGACUACUAGAACUUUUUCGAAGUCAUAAACGAGUUCACGCUUUAUUUGGACUCUUAUAUUAUCCAGUAAAAUGACCUGCUCUAUUGUGGAACCCUUUAGGGAUCACUAUGACGUUUUGAAGUUUGAAAAGGAGUUGAGGCUUCAUUUGGACUCUCAUGUUGACCAGUUUCACUCUAAAUCAUUUGAGGGACCACUAGUUUGUUCUCGAGUUCGAAAUUGGCUCAAGGUUUCAUUUGAACUCUUAUAUUGAACAAUAACAUACCAGUUUCACUUUGCACUGUUUUAGGGGCCACUAGAAAGUUUACGAUAUUACGAACAGUUUUUUGAUAUCAAGUUCUUUACGUUCAGCCCCUCAUACAUGGGAUGAAAAGUGCGGAAAAUCCGGCGCCAUUCCUCCAGGAUUCCCCGGCGUUGAAUACAUGUUGCCGUUGCUUUUGACUGCCGUCCAGGAGAAGAAACUCACCUUGAAGUUUGAAGGAGUCCAGGAAAAUGUGCCCCCAUUGACAAGAUUUUCAGAGACGUGACGGAUCGACUCUCGACGAACCCAAGGAGGAUUUUCAACCUUCCGACGGAGAAUGAGACUUAUGUUGAGGUCUGAGGAGCUAGUAAAUAGGAAAAUUGAAAGAACAACGACUCGAACUUGCUUCUUUUUUGCCGAUAUUAAGUGGAUUGCUCUGAAAUUUAGUGAUCCGAAGGCAAUUGGCGGAUCUUAAAAUUUUAAUUUUCUAAUUGGCUAUAGUAAAAUGUGUUCAAAAAUCUAUUUUGGUUUAUUUCAGGAAGUUUAGAAUUUUUUUAGAGAGUAGUAGAUGAUCCUUAAAAAGACUGCUUUUCAAAAUUUUUCAAAAAAAGAUUUUUCAGUAGUUCCAAUGCAGAAUUAUGUCUAGAGGAUGAAAUUGGCUCAAAUUAAACUCUUGAGGGAGCUUCACCGAAUUUGAGCCCGUUCUUUGAAAGUCAGGACUUGUGACAAGGGAACAGCUUUCUUUGCGAAGUCAUAGGACUAUUUUAGGUUGACCUCAAUGAAGAAUGGACGAUUCCGAAGAACGGCGGGGAGAGCAAGGCUGGCUGGACGCCAUUUGCUGGAAGAAAAGUUCAUGGACGUGUUUAUAACGUUGUGAUUCGUGGAGAGGAAGUCGUCGUCGAUGGACGGGUACUGAGUUUGAAGGAUUUCGGAUAGGUUGACAGCUUGGAAAAGGGAAUUUAGAGCAAGUUGUGGACGUUUUUGAGCGGGAGAAAAGUGAUUUGAGCUGUUAAUUUUUGCAUUUCUCACAUCCGAUAAUGCUAGGAUAUAACUUCAAUUCCGAGCCAAGGGAUAAACUUGAAAAAGGGCUUUGAAAUGAACUUUUCGGCAAGAAACUUACCGUUGAAACACUUUCUUACAGUUGAUGAGACAAUAAACUCAUUGAAAAGUCCGAAAAAAGGCUUCAGCUUCCCUUGGCGUAACCCGGAUCUGGUCGGAACAUGCGGCUGACCAAGGGAACUGUCUUUUUUUUUCUCAUAAAAUGUGUUUUGAGCCUGGAAACUGAGUAAUAAAAGAAUUGAAACACUGAUCAAAGCAUUUUUUCAAUUGACACUAGUUUUGAAGUCAAAUUAGGAGGUGUACUGAUACUCAAAGCUUUACUAUAGGUCGUCGCGGAACCCGGAUUCGGUCGGGCCAUACGGCUGACCAAGGAACCUGUUUCUUUUUCUCAGAAAAUGUGUUUUGGGCAUGAAAACUUAGGAACAUAAACUGAGGAGCAAGAAGAUCGUUAUAGGUCAAAAAACUAGUUUAGAAGUCAAAUAAAGAGAUUUACUGAUACGCAAAGCUUUACUAUAGGUCGUUGCGGAACCCGGAUUUGGUCGGAACAUUCGGCUGAGCAAGGAAGAUGCCCCCUCGUCGGAAGAAGAGCCAGAUGAGGAGGAAGUCGACCUUUCGCAGCUGGAAAUGCGAAGGCCGACCUUGUCUGGAGAUGAACAAAGUCCGCUGCACACGCCGCCGAGGGCCGUCAGCCCCGCGGCGGGUCCUGAAACGAUGGGCCGACAUUUGGUCUCGGUCACGCAGUUUACGAAGAUCCAGGUGAGAUCGAGGAGCUGGAAAGGUUGAGGAUCGUAUUUUCAAGCUUUGAAAGACAAGCAGAAUGUGAAGAGUUUAAAAUUGUAGAAGUCAAUAAUAAAGAAACUAUGAGAAUCGGACGUUUCUGAGCAAUCUUAGGGAUCACUUAAGUGUUCUGAAGCUACUAGAGUGGUCACUUGGAAGGCUUAAAAACCGUCCGGUUUACGUCACUUUGGACAUCGGACUUAAGGCAAAACAUAAGCACCCCGGACCUUUCAGAGCAAUUCUAGGGAUCCCUUAAGAGUGCUGAAGCUACUAAAGUGGUCACUUGAAGUGAUUAGGAUCGUUCGGUUUGCUUUUCCUCAGAUUUGGUAUGGCAAACCGGAUCUUUUUGAAAUUUUCUAGGGAUCACUUAAGAGUGUUUAACUUACUGGAGUGGCCACUUGGAAUGUUCAAAAACGUCCGGGGCGUCCCCGAUUCACGUUAUCAAGAUUCGAGAAUCGAAUAAACAGAAUUAAGCUCUGAGGCAGGUAUUUGAAAAUGUAGACCUCCUGUGUUUGUAGUUUGGUUCCUAGAAGAUUAGCGAAGGGUUGAAAAAGUUCGGGUUUGAAUUUGCAGGGGAAAGAAAAAUUUAGAAAAUGGUGAUUAACAAGCUUUUUUUCCAGUUGAACAAGAUCUUCGAAGUUGCUGAUCGUUACAGACAUGACGUUGAACGACACGUCAACUUGACCAACGUUCUUCAGGUUUUUUAGAUCAGAUAUUCAUAGCCUAUUCCUUUUUUCUGGCCAGAGUACCGUUUACCUUUAGAUCACAGGUCUUGGAGCGAAGGCCUAUAUACUGUAGUUUUUCGAAUUUUGUUGAGAAAGGGACUUCCUACAUUUUCGAUAUUUCAGGGCUACGUUCUGGCCUCGCUUUUCUACGAAGUCUCGACCAGAACAAGUUGCUCAUUCGCCGCGGCAAUGCAACGCUUGGGCGGCACUGUCAUCUCAGUUGAUAGCCAGUCUUCCUCCGUUCAGAAGGGCGAAACUCUCGAAGGUGACUCCCAGAAGACGUCCAAACAUCAUCAGAACAUCUCCAGAUACGGCGAGAAUCCUGGGCAGCUACGCCGACGUCGUCGUCUUGAGAAGCAAGGAAGUCGGAGCGGCGGAGAGAGCUUCCAAAGUCUGCAACCAGGUGGUGAUCAACGCCGGCGACGGCGCCGGAGAGCAUCCCACGCAGGUUGGAAGCCUUCUGAAGCAUUCUUCUUGAUUGACAACGUCUUCAGGCCCUCCUCGAUGCUUACACGAUCCGGCAGGAGAUGGGAACCGUCAACGAUCUGACCAUCGCCUUGGUCGGAGACUUGAAAAAUGGCAGGACCGUUCAUUCCCUCGCCAAGCUGCUCUGCUUGUACAAGGUAGAAAAACGGGGGAGCGAUAAGAAUUUCAACAUGCCUGAAAAAAAAAUCGACGGAAAAUAGCGUCAAGUGCGCUCUGUAGAGAGAGUUACAAAGUCUUAACUUUCCGCAAAAUUAUAGAAAUUCAAAAAUAGCCUCGAAAAUUAGUAAGUUGGACAAUGAUAGUUAGUGUCGGGUUAAGAAAACGGGCUGAUAGGUUGACGGGCUGGCCCUCGCACAAGCCUGGGACUCCCUGAGGCCGAGUCGGACUUAGAAAACGGGCUGGCCCUCUCACAAGCCUGAACCUCCCUAAGGCCGGGUCGGGCUUUGAAAACGGACGGGGUCGAUAGGUUGACGGGCCAGCCUUAUUACAAGCCUAGGUCUCCCUAAGGCCGGAUUGGGCUUUGAAAACGCGUGGGGCCGAUAGGUUGACGGGCUGGCCCUCUCACAAGCCCGGGAUUUUUUUCCCUCCCAGAAAAAAGUCGAUUCAGGGCAUCACUCUGCACUAUAUCGCUCCAACCGCUGAACUUCAAAUGCCCCAGGAAGUUGUGGACUAUGUCGCAGCGAGAGGAUUUACUCAGGUAAGAAAUUCACGAACCGAUUCAACUUUGAACACUCAAAACUUUCAGAAAAAGUUCGACAACCUUGCGGAAGGAAUCCAUCAUGUUGACGUCAUUUAUAUGACUCGCAUUCAGAAGGAACGCUUUAGUGAUGAGGUUUUCACCUCAAAAUUGGUCAAUUUAUGAUCAUUCUUUUCAUCAGAAGGACUAUGAGAAGGUGAAGGGAAGCUACGUCCUGACGGCCAAGCUUCUGAACGAAGCCGCCAUGGAAAUGCACCAAGAUAGUCUUACGGGUAGGUCUUACGGAAUUGCAAAGAAAGGCCAUGUCGCGCAUAUACGUAGGCGGCGACCACUUUUGCACCCCUCCAACGCGCACACCAUUAAAGCAUACUGUAGGUUGAAAUGGUGCACACACCGAACGUCGUUUUUGGCUUAUUUUCCUUUGAAAAUUUAUAAAAUGCGUGUGAUUCGGCGAAAAACCGCAGUUGCAACAGUCGUAGUUAGAGAGCUUAGUUUGAAAAAGUAGGCUAGCUUGUGACGGUGGCAUGUCUGCGGUCUCCACCAGCCAGACACUAUCUCCUUCUUCAGAACCAUUUUUCGAUGGCUCAAGCCAGUCGUUAAUCAGCUAUAACCAUAUAUGGGAUGAGCAUGACUGGCAACAGCCAAGUCCCCCCCACCUAAUGCCGAGUUUUCACGGUUUUUUUGCCACCACCCCCCCCGCCUCUCAUUUUUUUCGUUUUUGUUUUUUUGCCAAGUCCCUCCCCUUUGUCAGAUCCCUCCGAGACUAUCCCAUGUAUGGCUCCCACUGUUGGCGGGAUUCUCACGAGUCAGACUUUGACCAACCCCCCUCCCAUUGAAAUAUCAUACGAGAUGGCUAUAUAUGCAGUUGAUUGAACUAUGAAAAAAAAAGGUUUAAAUUCCAGGUCUCUCCCGCCGAACGUCGCCGAUCGUUCUCCAUCCCCUGCCUCGUGUAGAUGAGAUCGCCGUCGAGUUGGACCACGACGACCGGGCCGCCUACUUCCGACAGGCCAGGAACGGAAUGUUCGUCAGGAUGGCUGUCCUCGCCCUGUCCCUCGGUCGUGCUGAAGUCUGA
Molecule: messenger RNA, 12848 nt
Organism: Caenorhabditis auriculariae
Lineage: Eukaryota; Metazoa; Nematoda; Chromadorea; Rhabditida; Rhabditidae
Source: the annotation of a GenBank genome assembly